Messenger RNA from Stylophora pistillata, 1653 nucleotides. Its product is annotated as meprin A subunit beta. NCBI's taxonomy places the organism in Eukaryota, Metazoa, Cnidaria, Anthozoa, Scleractinia, Pocilloporidae. Gene Ontology annotation, molecular function: zinc ion binding; metalloendopeptidase activity. The record is from RefSeq and is a predicted model, not a curated record. Gene Ontology annotation, biological process: proteolysis. Gene Ontology annotation, cellular component: membrane.
CGUUCGCUCAAUCAGUUGGAACUGCAGGCGGAAGAGAGCUCGUCAGAUUCGCGUCCAACGAAUUGGUAGCUAAUUUUACAUUAAACAAUCAAAGCGCAGAAGCAAUAUCACUUGUGACUACACACUGAUAAUUUCUGUUGCAAAAAUGCGGCUCUGCUGUGGAAUGAUUUGUGCGCUUCUUCAGAGCCUUCUUUUCUUGGUCAUCGUUGUCUGCGGUGUGGAUCACUGUCCAAAGUCAGUUCAUCCGUCUACAGGAAGAUGUAAAAUCGACUGUUUGUUGGAUACUCAAUGUGAGAGAUGGCAAUACUGUUGCAAAACCGGCUGUUUGCAAACUUGUGUAAACUACACGACAUGCCAAUUACAAAAAGUCGAGGCAGCGCUGAGGAGACGGGGCUUUUCGCCAGCCUGCAAUCCGGACGGAAGCUUCAGGGAAAUCCAGUGCACAACUACUACACCACUAAAAUGUUGGAAAGUAAAUGCGCAUGGAAAAAAGAUUCAGGAAACCGAUGUCACCAUUAAAUUUUCCUCUCCCUCUCCCUCUGAACGUCGUCAGCAAGGAAAACCUCAAAACGUCCAGCAAUUCCCUAUCCUGGAAGAGGACGAAAUGGACGAAAAUCCCCCCCAAAAGGAAAAAACCCGCUGCCAGCGAAUGCGUGAACGCAGGUUGAAGAAGAGAAAGAGCAACCCAGGAGUUUUUGUACCAAAGUGCAAAUCAAACGGCCAUUUCAGAGUUGCGCAAUGUAAUAGUAAAAGAUGUUGGUGUGUGGACCGACAAGGAAAACAAAUUCCAGGGACAAAACUCAGAGGACGAAAACCGAAUUGUAGAACUGUAACAGCUCCUGGUGAUUGUGGAAAACGUUGGGGUUUGUACAAUCCUCGCUCCCGAAGGAUUGUGGGAGGACAGGAAAGCCUUCCCAACUCCUGGCCGUGGAUGUCUGCGCUGUUCUUCAAUCGCAGCAAGCUUGCCUGCGGAGCAACCAUCAUAAAACCUUCUUGGGUUGUGACCGCUGCACAUUGCUUUAAUGAGCAAACAUCAAAAAAACCUUCAGACUGGGAGGUGCAUAUUGGUGAACAUUCACUUCACAGAGAGGAAGGGAAAGAAAGUAAGCUUGACGUCAAACAAAUACUAAUUCACCCAAACUACGUGCCAAGUAACUCCUCGCACCCCGGGGACAACGAUAUAGGUAAGGCUACUGUCUCUCUUUUCUUGCUAAGGGACGCAUCCAACGAUAGUACUUGCUUUACUUAACGCACGAAUAUGCCUGAUCAAAUGAUGCUAAGGUGAACCCGUUUAUAUGUUGUGCAGACUAUCAUUGUUUAUUUCUUCGGGUCAAUUUUAAGGUUGAAACAUAAACUUAUCACUUAAUUUCCACCUUAAGUUACUUAAAAUGACUAAGCCCGCAAGACGGAAACGUCAGUAGUUGAAAUCUUGAUUAACGUCUCGUCCACAUUGCAUUUUUUGAAGAUUUAUCUGAUUUUACGAUGGGGUCCGUUUUUUUGUUAACUGAUAUUUGCUGUUGCUGCAAACUCGAAUAUGGGAUGGUACAAAAACAAUGCAACCAAUCCACUGCUGUUUCUCGAGAGAAAGUUGCUUAACAGGAGGUCAUCUAGUAGUUGAAGACUCUGGUGCUGUUUCAUGAUAAUUAUGUGCGA